CUUAAACUCGAUGACAUAACAUGCUGAAUAUUAUUUUGCAGCGUGCAAAUUUUGAGGCAUUGCCAAAAUCAGAACAGAUCUCGAACUUCUUCAGGAAACCCUGAAGCGCGUCUGGCUUAUCGUUUCUUGUCGCGCACUGGAAUUGUUGGAUCUUUCCACCAUGCCGGAGAUUGCUGAAGUCGCACGAGUAACACACUACCUACGCCAACACCUUGUUGGUAAGGUCGUCAAGAAAGUCACCGCACCAGAUGAUGCCAAUAUAUUUGGCAAAGUUGGCUGCAGUGGUCCUGCCUUUGAGAAAGCUGUCGCUGGCAAAACGGUCAUAGGCGCCGGAAGUCAGGGGAAGUACUUCUGGCUGCAGCUCGAUAAGGCUCCACAUCCUGUUAUGCACUUGGGUAUGACGGGCUGGGUGCACAUCCGUGGCGAGCAGACGGCCUACACACGGUAUGCCGAAAGGACCAAGGGCGAAAAGGAGCAAUGGCCACCCAAAUAUUGGAAAUUCCUGCUAGAGACAGACAGCGAUCCUAAAGUCGAGGUGGCUUUCGUAGAUUCCCGACGAUUUGCUCGCAUUCGCCUGGUAGACUGCCCAGGGGAGGACAUUCGCAAACACUCGCCCCUGAAGGAAAAUGGACCUGAUCCGGUGGUGGACAAGGACAUCUUUACCGAGGAAUAUCUCAGGCGAAAGAUGAAGAGCAGACAUGUGCCCAUCAAAGCGUUACUAUUGGACCAGGCCGUGAUAAGCGGCAUCGGCAACUGGGUUGGUGAUGAAAUCAUGUACCAGGCGAGACUGCAUCCGGAGCAGUACAGCGAUGAUUUCAGCGAUGAGGACAUCGCAAAGCUCUACAAGGCGACUCGAUAUGUCUGCGACAUAGCUGUGGAACUUCUUGGUGACUCUGAACAAUUUCCUCCCGAUUGGCUCUUCAACCACCGAUGGGGAAAGGGUAAGAAAGAUCAUUCGACCACCCUGCCGAAUGGCGAAAAGAUUGUGUUCAUCACAGUCGGUGGACGGACGAGCUGCGUCGCACCGAGUCGUCAAAAGAAGACUGGCAAAGCCACGAUCCCAGACACUAAAGAAGAGGUCGAAGUGAAAGGCGAGGAUCUUGAGAGCAAGUUCUUUGGAAGCAAGAACGAAGCCGAGGAAACCAAAUCAGCUCCCAGGCAAUCUAGUAUCAACAAACGAAAGGUGCUGAAGGAAGAGGACAACCAAGGGCAAGUUCUUGCGCCUGAACCGAAGAAAUCCAGGAAGAGCAAGCCUGUAAAGAAGGAACAGACUCCGGCUUUAGUCAUGGACGAAGGGUCUGACAAGAACAAGCUCAGUGCCAAAGCGGAAGACUCAGUUUCAGAAGUUGGGAGGAGAAGGUCGGGGAGGUUGAGUAGCAGAGCUGUCUGAAUUGGCGAUGUGAUGCACGGCGGAUGUGUAUUGAACCCUGGCAACUGGUACUGAUGAGUCUGCUAUGUACUAUAGAGAUAUUAAGGCAUAAAGACUAUAUCUUGCAUGGCAUUCAAAAUGGCAAAACGUCUGUUGACAAAUGACGCAUGAAUACACGUCUCAGACUUUUCACGACAGGGUAUUGCCCACCUCAGUCAAUUGCUAACCCUUAUAAAUCCGCAUUGUCCCAUAUCAUUAUGCAGUACGAUACUUGUUUUGGUCGAACUGAUUUUUCCUCAAGUUAUGCUUCUAUAUUGUUAUAAUUGUCAAAAGAAAAAAGAAAAAAGAAAAAAGAAAGAAAGAAGGAAAGUAAGAAGUGUAGAAAUCGUAUCACUC
Messenger RNA from Truncatella angustata, 1765 nucleotides. Its product is annotated as Formamidopyrimidine-DNA glycosylase N-terminal domain-containing protein. The record is from RefSeq and is a predicted model, not a curated record. Gene Ontology annotation, molecular function: DNA N-glycosylase activity; damaged DNA binding; zinc ion binding. NCBI's taxonomy places the organism in Eukaryota, Fungi, Ascomycota, Sordariomycetes, Amphisphaeriales, Sporocadaceae. Gene Ontology annotation, cellular component: nucleus. The transcript is spliced from 2 exons. Gene Ontology annotation, biological process: base-excision repair. Bases 161 to 1390 code for a protein of 409 amino acids.